AUGAUUGAGAAACGAACCAAUGAUGCAUUACGCGCCAAUCCCGAUAUUUUCCACUACCCUACGGGUACGGAUAUUAGAAUCACCACCCAUGGAAGUAAUGUGUACUGGGCCAUAACGGCAGUGAUGGCCCUGGCAACCCUAUGUUUCAUUGGACUAAGCUUCCGCGUUCCACGCAGCAAGCGCAUUUUUCAUUAUAUUACGGCGUCUAUUACGAUGACGGCUUCGAUAGCCUAUUUUACCAUGGCGUCGAACUUGGGUUAUGCGUCCAUUAUUCAGGAAUUUCAACGCAGUAAUCCGUUGGUGCGUGGUGUGUAUCGGGAGAUCUUUUACGUGAGGUAUAUUGAUUGGGUUGUUACGACUCCUCUAUUACUCCUAGAUAUCCUCUUAACAGCCGGUCUCCCAUGGCCCACAAUCUUAUACACGAUAUUCCUUGACGAAGUAAUGAUCAUCACAGGUCUCGUCGGCGCCCUCGUAUCUUCCUCUUACAAAUGGGGAUACUUUGUAUUCGCCAUGGUAGCCCUCUUCGGCAUCGCCUACAACGUUCUCUUCAUAGGCGCCAAGCAUGCCAAAGCCCUAGGCACAGCUGUCAACAAAGUCUACUGGACCUGCGGCGGCAUAACCAUGUUCCUCUGGUUUCUCUACCCCAUCGCCUGGGGUCUCUCCGAGGGCGGAAACGUCAUAUCUCCAGAUUCCGAAGCAGUUUUCUACGGUGUGCUCGAUGUAUUGGCCAAAGUCCUGUUUGGAACACUGUUGUUGAUGGGCCAUCGCAAUAUCGAUCCUGCGCAUCUGGGGCUGCAUAUUCGUGAUUAUGAUGAGCAGCCAAAUACGUUUCAUGAGAAGGGAAAUAGGGAUGUGAAUAGUGGGGCUCAGAGGAAUGGGACAAAUGUGGGUACGAAUGCGGCGGUGGCAACGGGUUUUCAUAAUGGGAAUAACACGCCGGCGGCGACGGCGGUGGAUUCGAAUCGUGUGGCGAAUGAUGCGGCGUUUGCGGGGACGGGGUCGGGGACGGGGACGACGGGGAAUGUGGGGAAUUCUUCGGCUGUGUAG
Sclerotinia borealis F-4128 is the source of this 1047-nucleotide messenger RNA. The record is from the annotation of a GenBank genome assembly. NCBI's taxonomy places the organism in Eukaryota, Fungi, Ascomycota, Leotiomycetes, Helotiales, Sclerotiniaceae.